CUUCCUAAACAUUGCACAAGCAAACAUGGCUGAAUACGGAGAAGUUCAGAAAGGAGCCCUGAAACUAAAAGGAGUGGGGGACCUGUCGUCUGCUAAAAAGAAAAAGAAGAAGGACAAAGAAAAGAAGAAACUUAACGAACAACAAAUAAGGACAUCUCAAAACACCGAGGAAGAAGACAAGAAGACUUGGGUCGACAAAAGGACACCAGCUCAAAUGGCCUUCGAUAAAAUUCAAGAAAAAAGACAAAUGGAACGCAUCCUGAAUAAGGCAUCUAAAACACACAAAAGGAGAGUUGAGGAGUUUAACAGACACCUGGAUACUCUUACUGAACAUUAUGACAUUCCUAAAGUCAGCUGGACAAAAUAAACAAGUUGUUACCUGGAUAUGGACUGUGGAGAUGCUCGGUUGUCCUCUUAAAAUGUGUAUUUCAUAAAAAAAAAAUGGAUUUUAUUUAUAUGCAAUGGAUAUUGAACAUUUGAUUUGAUUGGUCAUUUUAUUUGAACUUCUCCAUUGUUAUUUUAACCAAUCAUCCAAAUGCAGCAGGUCAGAAGAUGCAGUUCUUGAGCUUUUCUGUCAGUAGCAUUGGAUGAUUGGUUCAAUGUACAUUUCCUUUUGUAGCUGUUCUCUCCUUUAAAGCAGGCCCCGCAAAGUGUGGCAGGAUUUAUUUUGUAACAACCUAGUUGUCUGUCACUGAUCAGGCAUAUUAGUUUGUGCAGCUAAACAAGUUGUACGUGUUGCCAACCAGCUUUUAUUUUGGACAAUUGUAUUUUGCAUGUUAUAGUUGUAUACAUUCUAAGUAGCCUAUAUAGAUCUCUUUUUCAACCAAUGUAUUGCAUCACAUGGUCACACAUUAUUUCUACAAUAAAAUGAUCUUGUGGAGUAUUUCAUUUAAA
Molecule: messenger RNA, 894 nt
Organism: Sardina pilchardus (European sardine)
Lineage: Eukaryota; Metazoa; Chordata; Actinopteri; Clupeiformes; Clupeidae
Gene: fam32a
Product: family with sequence similarity 32 member A
Exons: 4
Coding region: 26-367 (113 amino acids)
Cellular component (GO): nucleolus
Source: RefSeq, a predicted model, not a curated record